This is a messenger RNA of Caenorhabditis briggsae, 750 nucleotides long. Bases 1 to 750 code for a protein of 249 amino acids. The record is from RefSeq and is a predicted model, not a curated record. Lineage: Eukaryota; Metazoa; Nematoda; Chromadorea; Rhabditida; Rhabditidae. The transcript is spliced from 6 exons.
AUGACUAGACAAAAAUCUCUCAAAACGAUGAUAAUUUCCAAUUCAAUCAAUUUCCUCGGUCUAUUAUUGGUUCUUGGGGUCACUUUUGGAGUUUACAACUCGAUUUCCAAUCCCACAGAUGAAAAUUUCCAGAAAGAGUUUUUGAGUGUACUGGAAAGUAAAUCAGAGAAAGGAAUGAAGACGCUUCACAAGUAUCAGCAAGCCACCAAAUGUUGUGGUGUCCCUCUUUCCAGUGAUAUUUCCUGGAAUCAAACUUCAAUUUCUCUAGGAAAUCCAUGGGCGUCUUGGUAUUACUACACGAUGCUGGAUGAGGAUUACAUUGAUGAGACACGACGCCUCUUCACUCUCCCCUGGUCGUGUUGCUCGGAUAGAACUCUGGAAUGUGAGCAUCUCGCGUUUGAAAGGUUUCCAUUUUCAAAAGUCUUCCCUCUUUUCAAUCCCCCGAUUCUUCACCAUUUUAGGGUUUCCAUCGAACCAUCAAGCAAAAAUGUGAUUAUUGACGAGCUGGUGGUGGUGGAGCAUCGUUUGAGAAAAGCCCGACGUAGUGAAGACGCUCGUCAGAGUGUCUAUGAGAAUUCUUGUGAGCCGCCAACUAAAAUUCUUUUGGCUGGAGUUCCAAUGCAGUUGUUGGGCGUAGGAGCUGGUUUUGCCCUCCUAACACUUUCUGCAAUUGGACUUGAUGGAUUUUUCAUCUGGAAAUUCUACAAAAGCCAACAAGAGAAUUAUAACUUUCCUUUAAUUCGGAAAUGA